UUCCCACCGGAUUAUCCUUUUGUUACCAAUGUUGAACAGAGUAAAUAUCUUUUAUGACGUGGCUGUAUUUUUAUGGAAGUACUCAUUAAUCACCAACAACGGCUGGUUUUUACUGAGCUUUAUUUCGAGAAAAAAAGCGUAGGCAAUUGUGAACGAAACAAACCACACAAAUGUGGAAAUGUUUGCCAGUUACAGUAUCGAGAGCCAAGGAUUCUUUCCCAUUCAACAAAGUGAUUGCAGAAAAAAACAGAAUAUUUUAUCCGUAAUUCACAGUAUGUGCUCCGUGAGGUUUUAGAUUUUGCGCAAAAUUAGACAAAAUUACUGUUCUACAUGUACACACACAAGGCCAUCUGAAUCAAACUCAGAAUAGGCUAUACUAAUGGUGCAAGGACGAGUAAUCGAACACCAUCUGUCCUCCUUGGUGGAAGGAGCCUAUACACGCGAACAUGGCGGGUGACAAGGACCCAUUCAGCCACCUGAAGAGUCUAGCUUUUCUGAAAGGUCAGGUGGAAGAUAUUCGGAAGCAAGUGGAGAAUGAGGUACAGGUUGUAGCCCCGCAGGCAAGUGUGCUGGGCUCCCCCUUCCUCAAGGGCCUCCUGGCAGGAUACAUGGUAGCAAAGCUGCGGUCGUCGGCCAUCAUGGGCGUGCUCGUGGGAACAUGCACAGGCAUCUACACUGCUCAGAGUUACAAAGUGCCCAACAUUGAGCAGACCAUUAAGGACUAUUUUAGCUCCUUUAGGAAAGGCAAAUAGAACUGUGGACACCGGGGUGUGGGGCGGGGAGAACGAACAUGCCGUCUCAAACACCUUUUCUCCUCGGACAUUCCUGGAAGCAGUGUACCAAAGGUCUCACUUCUUUUUUUUUUUAUAGGAAUUUUGCAAUGUAAAGUGAUUGCCAACUGUAAACUAUGCAGGAAGUGUUUAAUUCCAUAUGAGGUGUUAACUGCCAGGCAAAAAACAAAUUUUGUUUAGAGACUUUGUUUAGCACUACACCUGCAGCCGAGGGGCGAGAUUUCCUAAAGCACUGUGACUGUGCUGGUAGGGCCACUGUCACUUUCUGAGCUCUGUACAUCUUUUAUUCCUUGAAUGUCCAAGGUUAAAGUCUACAGAAUUUUGCAAUAUAGGGUGAUUGAAUUAUUCAAAGCACCCAUUAAACCACCGGUGUCCAAUAGCAGUACAGGCAGCUUUGAUCAGUGCCUCCUCCCCUCUCAGGAUAGGUGAUAGUGAUGACCAGGCAUGGGAGUACUACGCACAACCAGUGUCAUCUUCCCAAUAUCUUACGGAUGGAAAAAUUAAUCACAUUUGCCCAUUAUCCUCACUGGUAUUGUUACUAUGCUGUAAUAAAAGGGAACCAACACACACAAUUUUGUAUACCAAGUGUUAUCAGGGAUGGCUGUCAGGCAGUUGAUUUAAACAUUGCUAAUAGACUUUGUUAUGCCAGUGCUAAACAGUGCUGUGACUGUAUCAAGUACCCCUAUUAUUUUUAACAUCUGUAAAUAUGAAGUAAGCUUUCAUAUUUCUUUUCAUUUUUUAUUGUGUAUUUGUAAGGUUGAAGUGUUCUUUUGAAUGUCAUUGUCAUGCUUUAUUUUAGGUCACUUGAUUAUGUUUAAGUAGGUACUGCUCUGCUGUCUGAGUACUGUUACAUCAUGUUGCAUACCA
This is a messenger RNA of Electrophorus electricus (electric eel), 1658 nucleotides long. Its product is annotated as SLC35A4 upstream open reading frame protein. Lineage: Eukaryota; Metazoa; Chordata; Actinopteri; Gymnotiformes; Gymnotidae. The record is from RefSeq and is a predicted model, not a curated record.